Fusarium venenatum is the source of this 741-nucleotide messenger RNA. RefSeq names its product S-adenosyl-L-methionine-dependent methyltransferase. NCBI's taxonomy places the organism in Eukaryota, Fungi, Ascomycota, Sordariomycetes, Hypocreales, Nectriaceae. The record is from RefSeq and is a predicted model, not a curated record. Gene Ontology annotation, molecular function: S-adenosylmethionine-dependent methyltransferase activity.
AUGACUCAAAAUAUUUACGACAAUGCCGAAUUCUUCGCUGAAUAUUCCGCGCUUGACCGAUCCAUCAAGGGUCUCGAUGGAGCCCCAGAAUGGCCGCGGUUGAGAUCUUACAUCCCAGACCUCAAAGGCCUUGAUGUCCUUGACCUUGGCUGUGGCUUUGGAUGGUUUGCUCGCUGGGCACGAAGCACUGGAGCCAGCACGGUUCGAGGCAUUGAGAUUUCCAACAAUAUGCUCAGUCGAGCACGAGCCAUGACCAAUGACACAAAAAUCAUUUAUGAACAAGCCGAUCUCGACAACACCAACCUUUCCGAAUAUGGUACCGACAAAUACGAUGUGGUCUUUAGCUCACUGACGCUGCACUAUCUUGUCAAUUUACCAGAGCUCAUUCAACAAGUGCAGACUGUUCUCAAACCAGGAGGAACAUUUGUCUGCUCAAUCGAACAUCCCAUAUACACAGCGCCAAGCAAAGCUGAAUUUAUCACUGAUGCGGUAUCAGGACGAGAAUACUGGCCACUUGAUAACUAUCAGAAGGAGGGCCUUCGGGUGACAGAUUGGCUAGCGGAAGGAGUCCAGAAACAGCACAGAACUGUCGCUAGUUAUGUUAACCUGCUUCUCAAGGCAGGGUUUCGGAUAGCAGAAUUCGAUGAGUGGUGUCCCACGCCGGAACAGAUGGAAAAGUGUGGUUGGCAUCGAGUAUUGGAAAGACCGGUUUAUCUUUUAAUUUCAGCUGUGAAGAAUUGA